AUGAGUAAACCACAAUCAGACGCUUCACUCGCCAACAUUCACAAUCCACAAAAUAACAACAACUACAAUCGCGGCGGAAAUGACGGUGGUGGCCGGGGUAAUGGCGGCAGAGGAGGCGGUGGCCGCGGUGGUGGUGGUUAUCAUCACGGUGGACGAAACGGAAAUCAUUCGCAACAAUACAGUAAUCAACAGCAGGAACAGUAUCAGGAAAAUUAUGGAGGCGAUAGAGGUAGAGGCAGGGGUCGAGAAUCCGGUGGGAUCGGAAGUGGUCUCGGCCGUGGUCAGCAAAGUCAACGGACUCCGGCUAACCCUAGGCAGAAUGUCGAUCGAGUGCCGGAAGUCAACGCGUGGAGUCGUGUAGCGUCUGGUCAACCGGCUUUGGCCCAAACACAAACCCUAACUCAGAACCGGAAUGGUAUAACUCAUCACUUUACAGUUUGUUUCUAUAUUGGUGUUUGA
Helianthus annuus (common sunflower) is the source of this 459-nucleotide messenger RNA. Its product is annotated as anti-sigma-I factor RsgI. The record is from RefSeq and is a predicted model, not a curated record. Bases 1 to 459 code for a protein of 152 amino acids. The transcript has a single exon. Lineage: Eukaryota; Viridiplantae; Streptophyta; Magnoliopsida; Asterales; Asteraceae.